Molecule: messenger RNA, 5192 nt
Organism: Miniopterus natalensis
Lineage: Eukaryota; Metazoa; Chordata; Mammalia; Chiroptera; Miniopteridae
Source: RefSeq, a predicted model, not a curated record
UGCCUGUACGAACAUCUACUGGGAAAUUAUUUUAAUCAGACACCAGCUGAGUGGGGGAAAGAAAAAGAACAGAAGGACAAACAACAUUCCCUUGGUCCUGGAUGUAAGAGAGCUCAGCAGCGAUGGACUGGCGCUUCAGAGCAGCUGCAGUGCUAUUCAUUUUUCUGGUGGUGGUGGAAGUUUACAGUGAAUUUCGAAUUCAGGUAAGAGAUUAUAGCGCUAAAAAUGGCACCAUCAAGUGGCACUCAAUCCGAAGGCAUAAGCGUGAGUGGAUCAAGUUUGCUGCAGCCUGUCGGGAAGGUGAAGACAACUCAAAGAGGAACCCAAUAGCCAAAAUUCAUUCAGAUUGUGCUAAAACCCAGCAAGUUACGUACCGCAUCUCUGGAGUAGGAAUUGAUCAACCACCUUUCGGAAUCUUCGUUAUUAAUCAAAAAACUGGUGAAAUUAAUAUAACAUCCAUAGUUGAUCGAGAAGUCACCCCAUUUUUCAUUAUCUACUGCCGUGCUCUGAAUUUACAGGGCCAAGACUUAGAGAGGCCUCUCGAGCUCAGAGUUAGGGUUUUGGAUAUAAAUGACAACCCUCCAGUAUUUUCUAUGUCUACUUUUCUAGGACAAAUAGAAGAAAAUUCUAAUGCAAAUACACUGGUGAUGAGACUCAAUGCUACUGAUGCAGAUGAACCAAAUAAUUUGAAUUCAAAAAUAGCCUUCAAGAUCAUAAGCCAGGAACCUUCUGAUUCACCCAUGUUCAUUAUCAACAGAUACACUGGAGAAAUUCGAACAAUGAAUAAUUUUCUAGACAGAGAGCAAUAUAGCCAGUAUUCUCUCGCCGUAAGAGGCUCUGACCGAGACGGCGGGUCAGACGGAAUGUCCGCAGAGUGCGAGUGCAGCAUUAAAAUCCUCGAUGUCAAUGACAACAUCCCGUACAUGGAACAGUCUUCAUAUUCCGUAAGAAUCGAAGAAAACGCUCUGCACUCAGAAUUGCUCCAAAUCAGAGUCAUUGAUUUGGAUGAAGAGUACACGGCUAACUGGAUGGCAGUGAUUUUCUUUAUCUCUGGAAAUGAGGGAAAUUGGUUUGAGAUAGAAAUGAAUGAAAGAACAAAUGUGGGAAUUUUGAAGGUUGUUAAGCCCUUAGAUUAUGAAGCUAUGAAGAAUCUGCAACUUAGUAUUGGUGUUAGAAAUAAAGCCGAAUUUCAUCAAUCAAUUAUGUCUCAAUAUAAGCUCACAGCGAGUGCAGUCUCCGUGACUGUGUUAAAUGUAAUUGAAGGCCCAGUGUUCCGUCCAGGUUCAAAGACAUUUGCAGUAACUAGUAAUAUGGGACAAAAUUAUAAAGUGGGGGAUUUUGUAGCUACCGAUCUGGACACUAAUCAACCUUCAACAACUGUUAGAUAUGUAAUGGGAAAUAAUCCAGCUGAUCUGCUCUCUGUUGACUCAAAAACGGGCAUUAUUACUUUGAGAAAUCAAGUUACCAUGGAACAAUAUCAAAUGCUUAAUGGAAAUUACCAAGGGACAAUUCUAUCUAUAGAUGAUGCUCUUCAAAGAACUUGUACUGGCACAAUUAUUAUUGAUCUUCAAGGUUCUGGCUGGAAAACACCUGACACUACUCCAAACUAUAACACUGACAAUGUAGUUGACACUAGCAAUGGAAACACAGAUUAUCAAGUNACUAACAAUGUAGUUGACACUAGUACAAGUGAACCUCAAGUAUCUGCUACAGUCAACCCAGAAGGCAAUGGAAACACAGAUUAUCAAGUACCAGACACAUACGUGCCCAUGUUCCCAGAUAAUGUACAUUUUGGUCCUGCUGGCAUUGGACUACUCAUCAUGGGAUUCUUGGUCCUAGGAUUGGUCCCAUUUUUGUUGAUCUGUUGUGAUUGUGGAGGCGCCCCUGGUGGUGGAGCCGGCUUUGAGCCCGUUCCUGAAUGUUCAGAUGGAGCAAUUCAUCCGUGGGCAGUAGAAUUACCACCGCCUCAGCCCGGGACUAUUACCACUGCCCCCAUACCAUCAGGAACAGGAGGUGUACAACUAAUUGAAUGUAUUGACACUUCAGGAGUUUACACAAAUGAGUAUGGUGGCAGAGAAAUGCAAGAUAUGGAAGGAGAAGAAAGAAUGACAGGAUUUGAACUAGCUGAUGGAGUUAAAACACCAGGAGCACCUGACAUAUGUCAAGAAUAUUCUGGAACAUUAAGAAGAAAUUCUAUGAGGGAAUGUAGAGAAGGAGGUCUGAAUAUGGACUUCAUGGAAAGUUACUUCUGUCAGAAAGCAUAUGCGUAUGCAGAUGAAGAUGAAGGACGCCCAUCCAAUGACUGUUUGCUCAUAUAUGAUAUUGAAGGUGUAGGUUCCCCUGCUGGCUCUGUGGGUUGUUGUAGCUUCAUUGGAGAAGACUUUGAUGACAACUUCUUGGAUACACUGGGGCCUAAAUUUAAGAAGUUGGCAGAUAUCAGCCUGGGGAAAAAUGUUGAACCAUAUCCAGAUUUUGAUCUCUCUUGGCCACCUGAGAGCACUGAACCAAUUUGCCCUCAGCAGGCAACAGAGCCCAUUGCUAGCGGAUACCCACCCAUGUCUCCACGAUAUGGCACUACCACAGUCAUUUCUGAGAGUGCCUAUCCCUCGGGACCUGGUGUACAGCAUCCUAUGCCUAUUCCUGAUCCUCUGGGCUAUGGUAAUGUCACUGUGACCGAGUCUUAUACCACCUCUGGCGCUCUGAAGCCCUCUGUCCUCGUUCAUGAUAAUCGACAUGCCUCAAAUGUGGUGGUGACAGAGAGGGUGCUCGGCCCAAUCUCUGGUGCAGAUUUGCAUGGAAUGUUAGAGAUGCCUGACUUGAGAGAUGGGUCAAAUGUUAUAGUAACAGAAAGGGUAAUAGCACCAAGUUCAAGCCUACCCACCACUUUGACCAUCCCUGAUCCUAGAGAGUCUUCAAAUGUGGUAGUGACAGAAAGAGUAAUCAGACCAACUUCUGGCAUGAUGGGCAGUUUGAGUAUGCACCCCGAGUUAUCAAAUACCCACAAUGUGAUUGUGACAGAGAGGGUUGUCUCUGGCUCUGGCGUAACUGGAUUUAGUGGCCCAGCUGGGAUAAUUGGAGGCAGUGGCACAGUCAGUAGUGGCCUGGUUAGUAGUGAGGCUGGAAUAAGUGGUGGUGGCAUUGGGCUGAGCAGUCUGGGAGGAGGUGGGGGCCUGAGUAGCAGCAUGGGGGGAACAGCUACCAUUGGCCAUAUAAGGAACUCCUCUGACCAUCAUUUUAGCCAGACCCUUGGAUCUGCCUCCCCUAGCACAGCCCGAAGUCGAAUCACAAAGUACAGUACAGUACAAUAUACUAAGUAGCCAGUAUCCCAGCACACUUUUUCUCAGUAAUUGUGAUUUAGCUUCAAUUCCCAUCACCAAAAAGCUAACAAUGUGAUUUAUGAUGCACAACAAGGUGCUAAGGUAAUUGUGGAGCAAGGUGAGAAACCACAAUGAGGAAAAUAGAUGGAAACAGUGCUGUUGGGCAAGAGCUCUCCUUAGAAUUGGUAAACUUCUUUCUUAUAUUAAUACCAAUGGAAUCAUGGCAGUGAACUAAAACUUGAGACACAGUUUCUUUGCAUCUGUGAGGCCUAUAGUGCAUUUCCAGCACAUGGAAGAAAUAAAACUCAGUCAUGUAAAAACACUGGCCUUAAGAUGGCAAUUGGCAUAAUUCUCUUUCUCUUUUUUUAUUUGCCAUGUAUCUCUGGCAAUAUUUAAAAGAACUAAAAGUGCAAUAUGUGUUCAUGUAUUUGAAAAUUGUGCCAAAUGCCCUGUCAAUUUCACAGAUAAUAUAAAUGAAAAUCCAACCACAUAUUCAGACCAGGGUUAACCAUUAAAGAAAAAAGAAUCUGGUUACAUAGCCAAGUCCACAAGCCACCAAGCGCUCCUACCUUAAUAAUUGCACUAGGUAAAGUAAACCUCAAAUUAGGAAAUGUUUUCUGGGAGGGAAAUUCCGUUAAGAGAGUGACAACAGGGUAAGAUCCAUUGGGGUAAACUGACAAUGUCGGAGCCUGAAUCUUUAGACAGGGCUGCAGCUAAAAUUCUUAUGGAGUCAAGGCUUUUCUGCUUCUAGUUUGAGUUUAGUGUAGAUGCAAUAUUAAUUAAUAUUGCCUACUGGUGAGGUUGCAGGAUAUCACACUCAUUUUUCCCUUUACUGCUGUGGCUCUGACUUCAUAAAGGAAAACCUGCCAAGUGUACUUCUCAGACUGAAGCAAAUAACAAUUGACAUUGUUGUUCACACUAGUGGUAGAUUACCUUCCAAGAAAGCAGAUGGGAACUGCAUUGUAUUUUCAGACUGUUUUUAGUAAGUGUAAUUCAUUUAUAUUCAGCUCUUUAUUAUCCAUCUCCUAAGUUUAAAUGAUUUGCUUAAACUGAGCUGUAUGGUUAAGCUUUGGGGGAAUUUUUUAAAGGGGAUCUGAAAAACAUGUAAAAUGCUUAAUGGGGAAAGUUAGAAUUGUGCAGUAAAGUAAUGCUGUACUAUUAGUUUGAACUGAGUUUAGUACUUUUUUAAACAACCCUCUGCUGCUAUUUUGAAGGGAUCAACUAGGAACUUUUAACAGAGUUGAUGAUAUUGUGUUAACAAGAAUGAAAUUGUACUAGUUAGCCCCAUUUCUUUAUUCUGUCCCACUCGCAACCGAAUUUUCAUACUACUAUAAAUUUUACAUUUCUGAUUUGGUUUGUCAAUACACUCUUAGCUUAUACAUGCUCCAAUUUAUAGAUUCCAAAUCAUAUCCUAUGAUAUAUUUUUCUAGCUUCAAAAUUUAGUAAUGUAUGUUUCUGUGUGUUUGCUAUAUAUAAAAGUCUGUAAAUAGAAUCAAAGCAUUGUUAACCAGAGGUAAAUUUACCAUUGCAUGGUAAAGGAACUUUUUUUCUCUUUUCUAAAUUCAGUGUUAAUAUGAGUUCAACAAUGUAAAACUGGAUAUGACAACAUCUUUUAAAGAUUAUUACCCUGAAUUACUCAAAUGUCCCAGGGCGUUACAGGUCAAAGAAUAGUUAUUCAAUUUCCAACACUUGUCCAAGGGAGCUGGGGAAUGAAUUAUUUUAGCUAGAGCUAUUUUGCUCUAUGCUAUAGCAGAUGAUGUUAAUAUUUUCAAAGCCACAAUAUACAUCUUAUUUUAAACUCUGUAGACUAUGUAAAAUUGUGAUGUUCUGUAGCAUGCCAAAAUGCAGAGGUGUAAAUAAAGUGAAUCACAGGCA